UACCGAUGCCCCGAGCCGCAGUGCGCGCUCUCCUUCGCCAAGAAGCACCAGCUCAAGGUGCACCUGCUGACGCACGGCGGCAGCCAGGGCCGGCGGCCCUUCAAGUGCCCCCUGGACGGCUGCGGCUGGGCCUUCACCACCUCCUACAAGCUCAAGCGGCACCUACAGUCGCACGACAAGCUGCGGCCCUUCGGCUGCCCGGUGGGCGGCUGCGGCAAGAAGUUCACCACCGUGUACAACCUCAAGGCGCACAUGAAGGGCCACGAGCAGGAGAGCCUGUUCAAGUGCGAGGUGUGUGCCGAGCGCUUCCCCACGCACGCCAAGCUCAGCUCCCACCAGCGCAGCCACUUCGAGCCCGAGCGGCCCUACAAGUGCGACUUUCCCGGCUGCGAGAAGACGUUCAUCACAGUGAGUGCUCUGUUUUCCCAUAACCGAGCCCACUUCAGGGAACAAGAACUCUUUUCUUGCUCGUUUCCUGGAUGCAGCAAACAGUAUGACAAAGCCUGUCGCCUGAAAAUCCACCUGAGAAGCCAUACAGGUGAAAGACCUUUUAUUUGUGACUCUGACAGUUGUGGCUGGACCUUCACCAGCAUGUCUAAACUCCUAAGGCACAAAAGGAAACACGACGACGACCGGAGGUUUACCUGCUCUGUGGAGGGCUGUGGGAAAUCAUUCACGAGAGCGGAGCAUCUGAAAGGCCACAGCAUCACGCACCUGGGCACAAAGCCAUUUGAGUGUCCUGUGGAAGGGUGCUGUGCUAGAUUCUCUGCUCGUAGCAGUCUCUAUAUCCACUCUAAGAAACACCUGCAGGACGUAGGUGCUCCGAAAAGCCGUUGCCCAGUCUCCAGCUGCAACAGACUCUUCACCUCCAAGCACAGCAUGAAGGCGCACGUGGUCAGACAGCACAGCCGGCGCCCAGAUCUCUUCCCUCAGCUAGGAGCUCCGAGUUCUCUCACGCCCAGCAGUGAGCUGGGUGGCCCAGGCCAAAGCGAGCUCAACAACAUAGACCUGGCAGCACUCUUCUCCGACACACCUGGUGACGGUGGUAGUGCAGUGGGGGCCUCGGAUGAGGCCCUGAACUCUGGAAUCCUGACCAUCGACGUAACUUCUGUGAGCUCCUCUCUCGGGGGGAACCUCCCUGCUAAUAAUAGUUCCUUAGGGCCAAUGGACCCGCUGGUCUUGGUGGCCCACAGUGACAUUCCUCCAGGCCUGGACAGCCCUCUUGUUCUCGGGACAGCAGCCACAGUGCUUGAGCAGAGCAGCUUCAGUGUGGAUGACGUGCAGACUGUAAGUGCAGGAGCGCUGGGCUGUCUGGUAGCUCUGCCUGUGAAGGACGUGGGCCAGGACCCAGAGGCUGUGACCUCCAGCAGCAAUUUAGCAGCGAACACCACCACACUGACCUCUUCAAGUGUCCCCCAGGGAAGCACCGGUGUCCCAGAACUGCAUGCGCCGAUCAAAGUGGAGCCAGCCUCACCUCCUGGCCCUGGUGCUGUCAGGCAGCGAGAACGAAGCAGAGGGGCGUCCCAGUCUGUGUCCUGCAGCCCUGUGGAAAAGCCCUGUCCUCAGAGAGACACAGGGCCCAGUGCGGGGACCGGCGGCUUAUAUUUGCUGUGUGACGUUGGGCUGCCUCGAUUCUCUGAGCACAGAUGGUGUGUGGUGAAUGGGUUACAGGAAAGUGAGGGCUCAGCAAGAACUGAUUCCCGAGCCAUUCAACUAGCCAAGAAAAAAAAGCAGAAAGGAACUGGGAGCAAUGCAGGCGCCCCGGGGUCUGCUCAGAGGAGGACGAAAGGUGGCAGACUCAGUCCUGCUCACUUCCACACGAGCCAGAGCGGUUGGUUGUGUGGGAACCUCGUGGUGCCCAGUGGAGGCCUGCCAGCACCAGCUCCAGUGGCCGGGGUGCAGUGCUUUCAGGUCCAGUUACUGCAGGAUGACCCCUUGGGGGAAGGAGCCUUGCCGGUGGCCCUCAGCCCGCAGCCGCCCACCUUCCGCCCACUGCUCGCCGUUGACAUGCCCAUCUAUGUCCUCCAGGAGGUGCUUCCUGCAGCUGGCGGGGCCGCUGGACCUGAGGACGUGCAGUGCCCAGGGAGCACGGUCAACCUGCGGGACCUGCAGUGACAGCUGCCCUCUGCCUGGGGACCAAGGACAACGCCUCCCAUCCCUGUUCCCCCAAGACUUUGGUCCAUGGUCUUGCAGGCCUGGGUGAGACCUUGGUUUCUGCUCAGAAGGGCAGCCUAGUUCUUCAGAGACUUUGGGGUACAUUUAUUGAAAAUGUUUUCCUUAGAUUUUAUCAGGAACCAAUUUGGGGCCGUGCUAUUUGAAACUGCUAUGUAUGAGCAGAGUGCUUCGGUGAGGCAAGGCUUGCCUUCAGAGCAAAAUGCACAACUUUCCUGUGCUGGGCUGUGCGUGGACAUCCCUGUCCCAUUUGAUCUGAGCCAUGGAGCACUUGUUCAUUUAAGGAAACACAUUGUGCAGGAAAAUAGGGUCGAGUUUGUUUCCCUAGUCAGACACAGCUUUCUCUGUGGUAAAACCAAAUGGGGUCUUUCAGCUUCUGUGUUGUAGCAUCUGGCUUGAGAGAGACAGAAGCACCCGUAUCCCUUCUGAGAGCUGUGUACCAGGCCAUUUCCCCACGCCUUGGCUGGUGUUCCUGGUCGGGUUGAUUUUGUCACACUCCGGGGCAGAAGUGGUCCUUUUGUCACAGUGAGGCCAGAUUCUAAUGCAUGUUCCGGCAGGCCAGGCGGGCAGCUGGUGUGAGAGGAAAAUAAUGGGGGGUGACAUGGGGCACAUUGGGGGCAUCUUAGCAAGUCCUCAGCAUAAACCGGAUUUAGAGCUCAUAGUUGGGGAUGAUAGAGUUAAAACUUUUUCAAUAUUUUUUUUAAAUUCUGUAUUUGGGUAUUAACAUUUAAUAGUAAUUUGACAAUGGUUUAUAAUGUUCUGAAUACUGUAAAUUAUGUGUAGGACUGUAAUAAUGGCAUGUAUAUGUUUUCUGUUGUUGAGGUUGAAGAUGUCAUAUGCUAUGUCAGUGUAUAUUUUUAUAGAGUAAGGUCUGUCUUGCAAAAGGAGACGAGUUGAUAACCUUGCACAUAUUUAUUUGAUAAUUAGUUAGCAGACUGGACACACUCAGAAAUGGGUUUUUGCCUUGUUCCUUUUGAAGUGUAUGUUGAUUCAGAUGCUAUUUUGGUUCUUAGACUCGGAAUUAUCCAAACUCUACCCAUUCUGUGUUUCUUCGUUUCUUAAGAUUUUGGCCUUUGGCUUCUGAGAGUGA
Messenger RNA from Equus quagga, 3262 nucleotides. It is a transcript of the gene ZXDC, whose product is annotated as ZXD family zinc finger C. Gene Ontology annotation, biological process: regulation of transcription by RNA polymerase II. Gene Ontology annotation, cellular component: nucleus. Lineage: Eukaryota; Metazoa; Chordata; Mammalia; Perissodactyla; Equidae. The annotation marks the transcript as partial. Gene Ontology annotation, molecular function: transcription coregulator activity. The record is from RefSeq and is a predicted model, not a curated record. The transcript has 11 exons.